CUUUAAUGGCAGUCUCAUGUGUUCGCUUCUGAGAGGCGGCGAGGAGCAUCCCCCAACCAAUCCCAAACCUUUGGUAUCAUCCCUGCCCUUUAAGCCCCCCUUUGUAAUGAGCAACAACGAUCAUGCUCUUCUCAAACUUGAGGAAGUACGCUUUCUGAGCAAAACAUUCUUGUGUCAGAAGCAGUAUCAGCAGGAAGUCCUGGCCUUCGAAAGCUUGGAGGAUCACGACCUGGAGGCCGAUAUAUUGCGCAAUCAGGCGUCUUAUGACGCCCAUCUCGUAAAAAUGAUCCAGCAGGCGGGUGCGGCUGAAAAUGGAGAGCGCAUGCUAGAACUAGCCGAGACACUUACCCUUCCCAAGUCCUUGACUCUCGCCGUACGCAUUGCUGACCAUUACUCGUUGCCCCAGGUGGCCGCUCGUAUCAGCGACUUGGUAGCUACCCGCUUUCCUCCGAUCGCCGAUAUCCACCUCUCAAAUGAGGAGACUGAGAACCAAGAUCCGCGCGGCUUCAAAGAUAGCCCCAUGUCGUCGCGAACUUCGAUGCUGACUAAUGAGCACGACUUAAAUAAUGACGACAUCAAUCUUCCGGAAAGGGCCGAGAGAACCGACAUGUCAGCGGAUCAUCGAGAUCCUUUGUUCUCACCAGCAAGACCACGAGCUUCACAGGUCUCGCGCAUCGGAAAUUCCUCUACAUCUUUUGUGGGGCGUUGUGAUGCGGAAUCCGGGAUCUCGCGGAAUCCAUUUGCUAUGAAAGACGCGGAAGGCAAAAAGCCAGCAGAGAAGCGUUCAUGCAGCAUUGCUGAAUCCUUGGCCCCCUUGAUGUCUCCCUCACCGAAGAAGCCUGUUUUAUCAAAGUCAUCGACUUUUGUCUCAGAAAUCCGCAGCAAAAAAAAACAUGACCGACGCGCUUAGGAGUUGAAAUAAAUAAGAUGGAAAGCAUAGCAGAACAUGGCGACGUAGGAUGAGAUUUGAAAAUUUACGUAGGGCGAUGGGAUAACCAAUGCGUGUAAACAGGAAAAAGUCCUCCAACCCCAACAUUUGCGAUCGCCCGAGAAUGAUGGACAAAGAUGUAUGAUUGUUUUUAUUCGACCUUUAGACAGGUACGCUCGAGACCUCAGCCCUGUAUGCUGUAGAAGGAAGGCGGGAAAUGAAGUCUACUGCAGUACUGGGAAGUAAGCCCAGCGAACUGCACUUGUAAAGACCCAUACCCAGGAAGACGCAAUUGAGAGCGACAUAAAUGAGCUUAGGAAGAAUCAAACUGAUAUGGCCAUCAGCCACACUCUCAAAUC
Nannochloropsis gaditana CCMP526 is the source of this 1287-nucleotide messenger RNA. RefSeq lists its product as uncharacterized. The transcript has a single exon. Gene Ontology annotation, molecular function: chromatin binding. Gene Ontology annotation, cellular component: nuclear replication fork. The record is from RefSeq and is a predicted model, not a curated record. Gene Ontology annotation, biological process: DNA-templated DNA replication; DNA repair; mitotic cell cycle. The annotation marks the transcript as partial.